GGGGGCGGCCUGGCGUGCAGUCGGCGGCUCGGGGAGCGCAGCGCGCGUGGAGCCGCGGCCUCUGGAAGACUAUUGCCCAGAAGAAAAGAUGUUUGGUUUUCACAAGCCAAAGAUGUACCGAAGUAUAGAGGGCUGCUGUAUUUGCAGAGCUAAGUCCUCUAGUUCUCGAUUCACUGACAGUAAACGUUAUGAAAAGGACUUCCAGAGCUGUUUUGGGUUGCAUGAGACUCGCUCAGGAGACAUCUGCAAUGCCUGUGUUUUGCUUGUGAAAAGAUGGAAGAAAUUACCGGCAGGAUCCAAAAAAAACUGGAAUCAUGUGGUAGAUGCAAGGGCAGGGCCCAGUCUGAAGACUACACUGAAACCAAAGAAAGUCAAAACUCUGUCUGGAAACAGGAUGAAAAGCACCCAGAUCAGUAAACUGCAGAAGGAAUUUAAACGUCACAAUUCUGAUGCUCACAGCACCACCUCAAGUGCCUCCCCUGCCCAGUCUCCCUGUUACAGUAACCAGUCAGAUGAUGGCUCCGACACAGAGAUGGCUUCUGGCUCUAACCGAACGCCCGUAUUUUCCUUCCUAGACCUCACAUACUGGAAAAGACAGAAAAUUUGUUGUGGGAUUAUCUACAAAGGUCGUUUCGGGGAAGUGCUCAUCGACACGCAUCUCUUCAAGCCUUGCUGCAGCAACAAGAAAGCAGCUGCAGAGAAACCGGAGGUGCAGGGGCCGGAGCCUCUGCCCAGCCCCACACAGGAGUGGUGACUGAGGUUUUGUAGAAGGGGAACAA
Molecule: messenger RNA, 779 nt
Organism: Talpa occidentalis (Iberian mole)
Lineage: Eukaryota; Metazoa; Chordata; Mammalia; Eulipotyphla; Talpidae
Gene: SINHCAF
Product: SIN3-HDAC complex associated factor
Exons: 6
Coding region: 89-754 (221 amino acids)
Biological process (GO): negative regulation of cell migration
Source: RefSeq, a predicted model, not a curated record